Messenger RNA from Iphiclides podalirius (scarce swallowtail), 234 nucleotides. Lineage: Eukaryota; Metazoa; Arthropoda; Insecta; Lepidoptera; Papilionidae. The record is from the annotation of a GenBank genome assembly.
AUGUCGAAAAUAUUUACUCCUACUAACCAAAUUCGUCUUACAAAUGUAGCGAUUGUAAGGCUAAAGAAAGGUGGAAAGAGGUUUGAAAUUGCAUGUUACAGAAAUAAAGUUGUAUCUUGGAGGAAUAAACUAGAAAAGGAUAUAGACGAAGUGCUUCAAACACAUACAGUGUUUACAAAUGUUUCUAAGGGGCAAGUAGCAAAGAAGGAGGACUUAGUUAAAAUUUUUGAAAUU